Messenger RNA from Lolium rigidum, 1077 nucleotides. RefSeq names its product NDR1/HIN1-like protein 13. The transcript has a single exon. Lineage: Eukaryota; Viridiplantae; Streptophyta; Magnoliopsida; Poales; Poaceae. The record is from RefSeq and is a predicted model, not a curated record. The coding region runs from base 1 to 942 and encodes 313 amino acids. Gene Ontology annotation, cellular component: plasma membrane.
AUGAUGAACGACGGCCGCGUCCACCCGGCGGCGGCGGCCACCAGCUCGGACUUCUCCGGCGAGAUGGACCAGUCCCAGUCCGCCUACUCCUCCUCCGACCCCUCCUCCAGCCCGCUCUACAGCUUCCACUUCGAGAAGCCCGUCCCGCCGCCGGCGCUCCCCCACGGGCACCAGCCCAAGCAACCGCAGCAUCAGAAGACAACGCCGCCGCAGAAGCCGCAGCCCGGCACGUACGUGGUGCAGGUGCCCAAGGACAAGGUCUUCCGCGUGCCGCCGCCCGAGAACGAGCGCCUCUUCCAGCACUACACCCGCCGCGCCAAGCGCCAGAGCGGCUGCUCCUGCCUCCGCGCCUGCCUCUACCUGCUCCUCGCCAUCGUCUGCCUCGCCGUCCUCCUCGCCGUCGCCGUCGGCGUCGUGUACGUCGUGUACAAGCCCAGGCAGCCCACGUACUCGGUCGUGUCCCUCGCCGUCUCUGGCCUCGCCGGCGUCGGCAACGCGUCCGCGCCCGGCGCGUUCACGCCGGGGUUCGACGCGACACUCCGCGCAGACAACAGCAGGAACGGCAAGAUGGGCGUGCACUACGACGGCGCCGGGAGCCGCGUCGCCGUGUCAUACGACGGCGUGAGCUUGGCGCAGGGCGCGUGGCCGGCGUUCUACCAGGCGCCCGGCAACGUGACGGUGUUCGUGGCGAAGGCCAAGGGCGCCGGGCUACGGUUCUCGGAACGCGUGCGCGGGCAGAUGGCCGCGGCGGAGCGGCUCCGGUCGGUGCCGUUCGACGUCGACGUGAAGGUGCCCGUGCGGCUGCAGCUCGGCGGGGUCAAGACGUGGGCCGUCACGGUGACCGUGCGAUGCACCAUCGCCGUGGACAGGCUCGCCGCCACCGCCAAGGUGGUGUCCAGAUCGUGCAGCGCGAAGGUGCCGUUCCUGUUCUGGAGGAUCUGAACAACGACAAAGCAAAAUAAGUGGUUAUCAUCCUCCCGGUUGAUUAGGUAGCGAAGGAUUCUUUGGCUCCCGAUAUUCUCUUCUCCUCGUUAAGUCUGUAUAUGUUGGUUUGAUUGAGCAAUGUCAAUUUUUGUC